Messenger RNA from Grammomys surdaster, 940 nucleotides. RefSeq names its product D-aminoacyl-tRNA deacylase 2 (gene Dtd2). The record is from RefSeq and is a predicted model, not a curated record. The transcript is spliced from 4 exons. Bases 17 to 523 code for a protein of 168 amino acids. Gene Ontology annotation, molecular function: D-tyrosyl-tRNA(Tyr) deacylase activity. Gene Ontology annotation, biological process: tRNA metabolic process. Gene Ontology annotation, cellular component: cytoplasm. Lineage: Eukaryota; Metazoa; Chordata; Mammalia; Rodentia; Muridae.
AGCGCGGACCCGCGCCAUGGCGGACGGUGGUCGUGAGGCACAGGCUCGUGCACUCCUGCAGCAGUGCCUGCACGCUCGCCUACAAGUGCGCCCGGCCGAUGGAGACGCCGCGGCGCAGUGGGUGGAGAUUCGGAGAGGAUUGGUGAUCUAUGUGUGUUUCUUCAAGGGAGCUGACACAGAACUUCUUCCCAAAAUGGUCAAUACGCUGUUAAAUGUGAAGUUAAGUGAAACGGAAAGCGGCAAGCACGUCUCAAUCCUAGAUCUGCCUGGCGACAUUCUGAUCAUCCCACAAGCCACCCUCGGAGGCCGGGUGAAAGGACGGAACAUGCAGUACCACUCUAACUCCGGAAAGGAGGAGGGCUUAGAACUGUACUCCCAGUUUGUGAGUCUGUGUGAAAAAACCGUGGCCAACAACAGCAAGUGUGUAGAAGCGGGGGUUGCGGUGGCGCACGGCACGUACGGGAACCGGUUGAGCCACAGAAGGAGCUGCAGGCAGUGCUCCCAGCCUUUGGAUGAUUCGUAGAUCUCUUUCCCUGGUAGUGAACUGCUCACGCGAGCCAAGCCCGCCACACGUGCUAGCUACUCGGCAUUUCUUGUCCACUGUUAAUGAGACCAUUCUCUUUUCCUUUCUUUCUCCUCUUUAAAAACAAACAAACAAACAAACAUAAAACCUGGCUUCUCCUCUCUGGAUCUCAGUAGAAGUCAUGGCAAGUUUUAAAGUUCUAUUUAUAAGCAAAAAUUAAAACAUCUAGGCUGGACAUGGUGCUGCAUACCCUAUUGAUCUGAGCACUCCGGAGGCAGAGUCGGGUGGAUCUCUAUGAGCUGGAGGAUAAUCUGGUCUACGAAGUAAGGUCUAGACCAGCUAAGCUAAGGCCAUAUACAGAGACUGUGUCUUUAAAUCCGAGGAAAGGAGGAGGAAGAAGAAAAGAAGAAGAAGAGG